AUACAACAUGAUGCAAUGGUGCUGGCAAGCUGAUCCCGCAGCGCGACCCACAUUCACAAAGCUGAAGGAGACAAUGUCCAGGAAGCAACGUCAAUGCGUACGCGAAGAGAAGAUGCUAAACUAUUUGGACUUGAGCCCGCCGAGUGACAGUGAGCUGAGUGUGACAGCGCCGUGCUACGAGUCACCAAGCCAGGCACCAUGUCCCACCGCUUACACCGCCGUCGCCGUCCGUCGGGGGCUGGAAAUUGACGUACGCCGUUCGCUGGACCAGCAGGCGCAUCGCGUCGCGUCAGCAAGCUGCAUCAACGUUCUGCCCCUCGAUCACGACGGCGGCAGGAGUGGUGCUGGAAAAGCAGCAGCCGACGACGCUAGCUGGCUGCAUGCGCUGCGGUCAACAAUGGGUGCUGAUGACGCCAACACGUUGCAUCAACGAAGUGUAUCUGCCGUCGAGUCCAAGUCACCACAGGACUCAUUUCUACAAAGUGGUGGAGGUACAGAGAAGGCAGCCUGGCUGCAUGUGAUUGAGAGCUCGCAGCAUGCCCGCAGUCAAAGCCACCCGGCCAGCUUUUACGUAUGAGCAGCAGCAGCAGCAGCAGCACGUGCAACAGUCACGACGUGUGUACAGUCGCAGAAAGCCUUACCAACCUGGUACUUGCCACGGUCAGCCAACCAUUGACCUACAACCUACAAUCUACAACCUACAGCCUACGCAAACUUACCAAUGCAAGAUGUACAGGGCGAGCUCUGACGAUGCUACAUGCUGCAAGACAUAGCCACCGACUGUUGAGCAUGCUGUAACACACAGCCACCGACUGUUGAGCAUGCUGUGCGGUUGCAAGACACAACCAUCGACCGUUGAGCAUGUUACACUGCAAUGAGUCCCACACAGUGACACUGACCGAACAUGCAGCUCUGGCUGGAGGAACAAUGGCGAGCGAUGAAUGAAACACCAUCCAACCAUCACACACUCUGGUCAAUGUAGCGAUCUGCCAGUACAUGUACUGAAAACAAAACACAUCUAGGACUAUUUCCGCAUUUCCGAUAUAUUUGAAUUCGCAAUACACAGAAGUCUAUACCUCACAGAUGCGUAGGGCUCAAUUCUGAGUACUAUGCGAGCUGUUCGUCUUUUUCUUUUUAUUAUUAUAUACAUUUACGAAGUUACAUUAUUUGAUCACUUAUAACAAGAGAUUGAUCCCUGUGAACGUAGGAUAAUGCCGACGCCGAAGAUGAUGAUGAUGAUGAUGAUGAUGACGAUGCCAUCUUUUUAGAUUUGUUUUGGGUUUCAGUUCCUGUUAUGGCAACACAGGAUUGAGUCUUUCUUCAGAUUCUUGGCCUUAAGUUGGUGUUUUGAUCAUUUUUUUGUAUUAGAUAUUGUCAUAUGUAAAGCACAUUUGCUUUGCCCGUACAAGAGGCUGUUCCCCAUAAUGAUGAUGAUGAUGAAAAAAUCACCAAAUGCUUCCUUCCACAAUAGUAUUGAACUACUGUCCAUGUCUCCUGGGACAGCCAUCCGCAUUACGUUUGCUGUUGCAGUAGCUGUGAGUUUACCAGAUCUUUGAAAAAUAGGACCAAUAGACCUUGCAUGCCUCCAUUCGAUAAAAAGCAUUGAACACGAAAAGGUGGACGAGUCGCUUCAAGGCGCCCUGCUGU
This is a messenger RNA of Sycon ciliatum, 1647 nucleotides long. Its product is annotated as fibroblast growth factor receptor 2-like. Lineage: Eukaryota; Metazoa; Porifera; Calcarea; Leucosolenida; Sycettidae. Gene Ontology annotation, biological process: protein phosphorylation; positive regulation of kinase activity; multicellular organism development. The record is from RefSeq and is a predicted model, not a curated record. Gene Ontology annotation, molecular function: transmembrane receptor protein tyrosine kinase activity; ATP binding. Gene Ontology annotation, cellular component: signaling receptor complex; plasma membrane.